This is a messenger RNA of Achroia grisella, 2454 nucleotides long. RefSeq lists its product as uncharacterized. Lineage: Eukaryota; Metazoa; Arthropoda; Insecta; Lepidoptera; Pyralidae. The record is from RefSeq and is a predicted model, not a curated record. The transcript is spliced from 6 exons. Bases 152 to 1114 code for a protein of 320 amino acids.
AUGUAACCAGUGGUCAUCGUAUUUUUUUACCUCCUUGCAUUUUGAUACCAAAAUAUUAGUUAUUCGCAAAGUGGUAUUACGUGAACAAGAUGAAAAUAAGAGCCCACGCACUUCGAGAAAGGUGGAAUGCGCACCGCUAGCAUCGACUGACAUGUCAACCCGCAGCGGAGCUACAGCGCUCCGGGCCCGCCGCGGUCACAAGGAACGCUCCAAAAACUUUACCGAGUUGGAGAAACGCACGGUGCUCGAGCUGAUCGCGAGGCACCGCGACGUGCUCCGCCAGGGGCGCUCCAACAACGCCACCAACCGGAGUAAACAGCUGGUGUGGUCGACCAUAUGCGAGGAGGUGAACAAACGGUGCGGCGGCGAGCGGCCGCGAACUCCCGCGCAGGUCAAGAUGUGGUACGAGAACUACAAGAAGAAGUGCAAAAUGCGCGCCCACGAUACACAGCAACCACCAGCCGACCCUCAGAAUCUGCUAGACGGCAUGCUCUGGCAGAACGUGCAUCCUCUAGAUGUUAAAGAGGAGGAGGGAGAGGCCACGGCCAGCGCGGAACUAGCCCACAGCGGUAAAGAUGACGACUGCCUACCGGUUAACAUGUCAAACGGCCGAUUAUCCAGCACGAACGAUAGCGACGACACGAUGCCAAACGUACUUGAACCCCAAGUCCAAAUCAUCCACCAUUCACCCCCAACGCCCCCCUCUCACAAACCCCACAACCCCCUAAAUCCCCACAUAACAGUCCUAUCCAGCACCUUACACGCAAGCGAACAAGCACGCAUACAACAAACCCUAAUUCAUAAAUUGAACGACUUUUCUAAUACUCCCCUAAAUUUAAGCCACUUGGAUGAAGACAGAAGAAAGAAUGGACACGAUAGAGUGAAAGAGAAGCAAGACGAACAAAUUAAACACGACUGCGGGACGGCAACCGAGGAGGAAAGACUAUACUUCAGUGCGAAGCGGCAACACGCCAUAUGGGAGCACGAGGCGAAAAUGAAAAUAUUAAAUCAAGAAUUGAAACAGAAAGAAGAGAUAUUUUCAUUGCAAAAACAACUCUUUAUGAUUGACUUAAAGUUGAAAAUGGAUUUUUUAGAAAAGGUUGGAAUGAAAUGAAGAUAGCCGCAAAGUCGGAGAGUGGAUUUUGUGAAAAUGUUUACAUUAAUUAGUCUUUAAAUGACUUUUUUGGUUGAUGUUCAUUAUGAAUUUGUCUUCCAUGUUUAUUCUAAAUUUGAAUUUAUUAAAAAGAAAUUAUCCACACAUCCGACUGCGCAAAUAGUCAUAGAGUGCCAUGAUUCUUGUGUAAUUAUUAUGUAUAAAAUGAUUUUUCUUAUGUAAAAUAUUUUUACAUGUACACCACCGAACGGUGAUAAACAUCUUUGCCUUUUAAAAAGUAUGACGGUAUAGUCUAUGGUCUGAAAGUAUUGGUACAAAAUUGUUCAUUUUGAACAAUCAAAGUAUUAAUAAUUGUACCAAAUGGGUUUUGAAAUGUGAUCGAAAAGAGUACAUUAUUAUUUUUAUAAACAUUAUUUUCAUAGCUUAUUUUAAUGUUAUUUUUUUAGUUAUAGAGACUUUAAUACAUGAAGGUUAGUCAUUGAGGUAUAGACAAUAUUGAGAUUGUUAUAAGCAAAAUAGUUUAUGCUUAUUUUUUUUUUUGAUACUUCAGUGCUAACCAUGUUUUCGCUGCACAGAGCAGCAAUAUUAUUUUUUAUAGUAUUAUGAUUAUUUUAUGGCAGCUAACGUAUAAUUACAUAUUUUUGUUAUUAAAAUUGAAAACUGCCAAAUUGUAAUAUUGUUAUAUUUUUAAUGUUUUUAGUACUUAGUUAAGUCUGUGGACUUUGAUAGAAUUUAUAUUAAUACCCAAUUUUUUGGGGGUCAACGUACUUUUGACAGCGCGUGGCAAAAAAACUGUAACCUAGUCUUAGUAAAUAUAUAAUUAUAUGAGGAAGGUUAAUAGUUACAGGGAAUUAGGGAUUGUGCGUUUGUUUCGACCAGUAUUUGUUUUCCCGCGAAAAAAUUUACUCCAAACUUGACUGACAGAUUAAAAACGUACAGAUAAUUUACUUAGAGGUUAAAUAUUUAUUAUCUACUUAUUUUAUGGUUAUCUGGUGAUAUAUAAUGCAAAAUUAAUACCGCAUACGACCUAACAUUCGGUUAAUAUUUUUAUAUUAAAAAUAUUACGUACAUUUAAAAAAAAAUUGUACAUGUAUUAUUUAGUUUAGGUGCGUUUGAUUUAUAUAUCUAUAUAUAUAAAUGUUUGUAACGCAUUGUAUUAGUGGUUAUUAUGCGGUUUUAUUUUUUUAUAUUUUUUUUUUAUUUGUAAGGGAGGUUAACAGCGUCAUAUAAUUAUAUAUUAUAGUCAGUGCCAAUAAUCAGAAACCAUUGUUAAUGUAAUUGUAAUUAAAUAUAUAUAUGUUAGUUAUUACAUAUAUAAGUUUUAUAUUAGAUGCGAGAAA